This is a messenger RNA of Acaulospora colombiana, 286 nucleotides long. The record is from the annotation of a GenBank genome assembly. NCBI's taxonomy places the organism in Eukaryota, Fungi, Glomeromycota, Glomeromycetes, Diversisporales, Acaulosporaceae.
AUGUGCUCCACUGGACUAGAAGCGAUGGAAGCAAGUGGGGAGUUGAUUUUCGAAUUGGAGGGUUGGCAGCAAGCCACCCCACCCUCAAUCCUCACCUCCCAUUGCAAAUUCGGAUACGGAUCCUCUGGAAAGGUCAUUCCGUCACGGUACAACUUGUUUGUCUAUCAAGUUGUACACAAGCCAACGCACAACACAGCUAGUCCAAAUUCAACACACGCCAUGUCGGAGUCACUGGCGGCACAGAUCAGAGUCGAGCAAGGCGCUAUAGAUGGAGGUUCCAUCACUG